Heterostelium album PN500 is the source of this 1689-nucleotide messenger RNA. RefSeq lists its product as uncharacterized. NCBI's taxonomy places the organism in Eukaryota, Evosea, Eumycetozoa, Acytosteliales, Acytosteliaceae. Gene Ontology annotation, cellular component: nuclear pore. The coding region runs from base 1 to 1689 and encodes 562 amino acids. The record is from RefSeq and is a predicted model, not a curated record. The transcript has 4 exons.
AUGUCUGACGAUAGUAAUGAAUUCAGAGAGGAUGAUGAUGAUAACGAAUCUGGUCCAGAACCAAAGUUUGAUGGUUCAUUUGAAAGAGCAUCACCCGAGGAGAUGGCAAAGAGAAAGAUUUUUAAAUUGAAACCAAAGAAUAAACCAGUACAACAACCAGACGAGAAAAAGACAUCGACAUCGACAUCCACCAAUUCACCACCUGCAGCCUCAGCAGCUGCUGCAGAAUCAACCAAUCCAUUUGCAGCGAUCUCAUUUAACUUUAGCACACCACCAGUCAUCACAUCGGGAAUGUUCAGCACCAACUCAUCAAGUUUAUUUGGUGGCUCGACAUCGUCAUCCACAACAACAACAAGCUCACUCUUUGAAAACUUUAAACAACAAAACGAAAACAACAAGAAUAACAGCAGCAACAAUACACAAGAGACAUCUAUUUCAUCACUUUUCCCACCCGUAAAAUCGUCAUCAACAACCUCACCAACACUAUCAUCUACCAGUACUUCAACCUCUACUUUAUUCCCACCAUUAAAUAACAACAACAAUAGCAAUAGUAGUAGCAGCAGCAGCAAUAUUUCGACUUCAUCAUUAUUCCCAUCAUUAAAUGGUAAUAAUAAUAACUCUACUUCGACUACCUCUGCAACAUUAUUCCCUCCAUUAAAUAGCAAUAAGAGUAAUAGUGGUUCAGGAUUUGUAUUUUCACCAUUAACAGGUUCAUCAGCACCAACAACAACAACAACAACAGAUUCAACUUCCACCUCUAAUACCACUGCUGGAUUCGUAUUUAAUCCAACAUCUUCAACUGCUAGCAGCUCUUUAUUAUCAACAAACAGUUUGAAGCCAUCUACAAGUUCAUCAUCAUCAUCAACUUCUUCCUCUACUUCAGAAAAAUGGAAAUGUGCAUGUUGUGAAACAGAAAAUGAAGUUACUGCCAAGACCUGUGUUUUGUGUAUGGUUCCAAGACUUGUUCCAAAAGUCGAGAAAUGGAAGUGUGCAUGCUGUGAAACUGAGAAUGAACCUGAUGCCAAAACAUGUAUUUUGUGUAUGGUUCCCAAACCAAACAAACCCAUCACCGUUCCAGCAGCAUCGAACAGCGCCUCUUCAACAUCGUCGUCUGGUCUAUUCUCCGGAAUGAAAUCGGGUGGUACUGACUUUAAAGUAAACUUUGGUUCGACUGAAACCUCUGGAAUUAAAUUUGGAACAACUACCGACUCCUCUAGCGGUGGUGGUGGAAUCAAAUUUGGAACAACUGACUCCUCAUCAUCCUCAGGCGGUGGUGGUGGUGGAAUCAAGUUUGGAACAACCGAUUCUAGUGGAAUCAAACUUGGUGGUGGAAACACUGACUUUGGUGGAAUUAAGUUUGGAACACCAUCUGGUUCUUCAGCUAUCAAGUUUGGAACAUCAUCAUCAUCCGAUACCGAGAAUAAAAAGAGUGAGACACCAGCACCAUCGAGUGGUGGUGGUGGAUUCGUAUUUAAUGCCAGUGCAACACCGGCACCAUCAUCUACCACUGGAGGUUUCGUAUUUAAUGCCAGUGCAACCGGUAAAUCACCGAUCGAUACACUAUCUGACACCAAAGAAACAGAGUCACUUCCCGAUGGUAAAUGGAAGUGUGCAUGUUGCGAGAAAAUCAAUGAAGAAAAAGAUAAAUCCUGUGAAUUAUGUAUGGUUCCAAGAUUAAUUAAAAAAUAA